Molecule: messenger RNA, 1011 nt
Organism: Nymphalis io (European peacock)
Lineage: Eukaryota; Metazoa; Arthropoda; Insecta; Lepidoptera; Nymphalidae
Gene: Agpat1
Product: 1-acyl-sn-glycerol-3-phosphate acyltransferase alpha
Exons: 5
Coding region: 2-829 (275 amino acids)
Biological process (GO): phosphatidic acid biosynthetic process
Cellular component (GO): membrane; endoplasmic reticulum
Molecular function (GO): 1-acylglycerol-3-phosphate O-acyltransferase activity
Source: RefSeq, a predicted model, not a curated record
UAUGGCUUCCUCCUAUUCAUAUCCUGAAUUAUUUUUGGCGGGUUUUAUAUUUACCUUGCCGUUUUUUUAUGAAAAAAGCAAUGUUUUCCGAUAUUACUUAAAGUUUUUCUUGUAUUAUGUUUAUGUAUUAAUAACGUGUACAAUAUUGUUGCCUGUAGUGCUGUUAUAUCCCCGCGAUGUUACGAAUCUAAUUGUAGCUUCGCGGUUUUGCCGUUAUGCUUCUCAUAUUGUUGGAAUAGAGUGGGAAUUAAAGGGAUUGGAACACUGGGAUAAUGAACAAUGUUACAUCGUAAUUUCUAAUCACCAAAGUUCAUUAGAUAUUUUAGGUAUGUUCGAAAUGUGGCCUCGUAUGAAGCGAUGUACUGUGGUCGCAAAAAGACCAUUAAUGUUUGCGGGUGCAUUUGGAUUUGGGGCUUGGCUCUCAGGAUUAGUUUUUAUUGAUCGCUUAAGGACUGCGAAAGCUCGACAACUUAUGAGAGAGGCUACUCAAAGGGUUAUAGCAGACAAGACUAAGCUGUGGGUCUUUCCUGAAGGAGCGCGGUAUAAUAAAGGCAGCAUACAGCCUUUCAAAAAAGGGGCAUUUUAUCUUGCAAUCGAUGCUCAAAUUCCAAUCAUGCCUGUUGUAUUUAGCCAGUACUAUUUUCUUGAUAAUGAGACUAAAACUUUUGAACCAGGAAAAGUAGUUAUAACAACUUUACCACCUAUUCCCACAAAAGGAAUGACAAGAAAUGAUUUAGAGGUUCUAUCUGAUAUGGCUCGUGAACAAAUGAUUGAAGUUUUCAAUGAAAGUUCUAAGGAUUUAGUCAAACAAAGGAAAAUAGCCAUUUAAGAAAUAUGAAUUCCACCCUUAUAAUAUAUAAUUUGCUCCAUAUCAUAGAUAUUUAUAUUAUUGAGAUGUGAAUUUUUGCCAAAGAUUUUAAAAUUGUUAAGUUUGCACUAACAAUAAAUUUAAUUUAUUUAUUUCUAGUCAAAAAGAAUAUCUUCCUGAUAUUUUGUUUGUCAUACUCCAUU